Neodiprion virginianus is the source of this 3176-nucleotide messenger RNA. It is a transcript of the gene path, whose product is annotated as proton-coupled amino acid transporter-like protein pathetic. The coding region runs from base 247 to 1659 and encodes 470 amino acids. The record is from RefSeq and is a predicted model, not a curated record. The transcript is spliced from 10 exons. Gene Ontology annotation, cellular component: vacuolar membrane. Gene Ontology annotation, biological process: amino acid transmembrane transport. Gene Ontology annotation, molecular function: amino acid transmembrane transporter activity. NCBI's taxonomy places the organism in Eukaryota, Metazoa, Arthropoda, Insecta, Hymenoptera, Diprionidae.
UAGAGAAGUUAGUGUCGAGACUUGGCCUGAUGAGCGUGGUGGCCGGUUACGGUCCGGGAGGUGGUUUCGAGCACGUCGUCAUCGUCGUCGUUGUCGUCGCUUUUUCGGGACGGCAAGCUACCGUGGCUUUUUUCAUCGCUUUACCACCGUUCGCAAGGGAGAAAAAUAAAACUGGUAACAAGACGUAUAACGUCAUCGGAUUCCUGGAGUAUUUGGAAACAGAGAUAAAGGAGGACCUUCGCAAGCAUGGUUAGCGCAACCGAACCUCCAGCCACGGAGUUGGAAACUUUCCUUCCUCAGGAUGGUUCAGCAAUAAAAGAUGGAGCCUUGACCGGCAAGUAUAAAGUGCAAGUGGUCCCAGCGCGAGAUGUCGAAGCCACCGGACAGACUGGCGACAAAGGAUUCGACCCGUUCAAAGAACGCGACAACCCGAAUCCCACGACCAACUGCGACACGCUCACGCAUUUACUGAAGGCAUGUCUUGGCACCGGAAUGUUGAGCAUGCCGUUCGCGUUCAAAAGCGCAGGACUCGUACUCGGCAUAUUUUUAACAAUAUUCGUCGGUUUCAUUUGCACGUAUUGCGCGUACGUGUACAUCGAAUGUGCCCACAAGUUGUAUCACAGGACUCGAAAAUCCACCAUGUCCUUCCCAGAGGUCGCCCAAUGCGCGUUCACCAACGGUCCACCAUGGGCGAGACCCUACGCCAAGACAGUAAGGGUGAUAAUCGACCUGAGUUUGUUCGUGUCCUAUUUCGGCACGUGCACCGUUUACUCGGUGAUCAUCGCCCAGAACAUAAACCAAGUUAUAGCGGUACACAUGGGUGAGGGACUUCCGGAGCGUGGGAUGAUAGCAAUAUUGCUAGUACCGUUCGUCCUACUUAGUUGGGUACCAAACCUCAAGUACCUAGCGCCGGUUUCCAUGGUGGCGAACGCCUUCAUGGUGGUGGGUCUCGGGAUAACGUUCUAUUACUUCGUCAUGAACAUGCACCCGCCAUCGGAGGUACAUAUGGUUACGGAGACGGUAUCGACUCUACCGGCGUUCUUCAGUAUCUCCAUAUUCGCGAUAGAAGCUAUAGGUGUUGUAAUGCCGCUUGAGAACAACAUGAAAACGCCCCAGCAAUUCAUCGGUAUUUGCGGAGUUAUGAACCAGGGAAUGUCAGCCGUAACUCUGAUAUACAUUGUGAUCGGUUUUAUGGGGUAUGCAGCGUACAGAGACGAAACCAAGGAAAACAUCAUAACGAAUUUGAAUCCAGAGGACAUCCUUGCUCAAGUUGUCAAAGUUCUGAUCGCCCUCGCGGUUUACUGCACAUUCGGACUGCAGUUCUACGUGUGCUUGGAAAUCGCGUGGAACAAUAUAAAGGAACGCUUCCUUAAGAAGCCGCAAAUCGCAAACUACCUUCUUCGCACAGGAUUAGCAAUGGCUGCUGUAUUAGUGGCCGUCGCAGUACCGAAGAUAAUGCCGUUUGUCGGACUGAUCGGCGCCCUGUGUUUCUCCAUACUGGGGCUUAUCAUGCCACCAAUCGUCGAACUGAUUGUUCGAUGGGACGAAGGAUUUGGCCGAGGGUAUUGGUUGAUUGUUAAAACUAUCCUCGUGGCUUCUUUUGGUCUGGUGGUUUUACUCUUUGGGACUUACACUGCCAUACUAGACAUCUUCAAGUAAAUCAUAUCCGUAUAAUUGUUUAAUUGAAUUAUGCGACGACGCCUUGCCUCGAAUUACACUUUGUUAACUGUUCAUAAUUUUGCUACGAAUAUGUCACACGUGCUUUUCAUAACAGUUCGUAAAAUUUAUUUUCUACUAUCGCGAUUUUUCAAGCUCUUUCACACUGUGCACACUUGCUUGUCGGCGGUAAACGAAUCGUUGAGUGAAAUCGUAACAUUUUUUUUUUUUUGUCAUCUAUUAUGCAAACAUGAAAUUGGGGCGGAAAAAGAUUAAUAUUUAAUAUCAAUUAUUCGUCAACAAACUCUACCGUUAAAUGUAAACGCGCAAUUAAUGAGAAUUUCAAGCUCUUUUUUCAAAUCCUAUUGAAAAACAAAAAACAAUUAUUCUUAGAUAAAUUUAUCUAAGACAGCCCCCAUAUUUGUCUCAUCAUCUACAGACCAUCGCAUCAUCAUUACAAUCACAUCAAAGUCGAAGGAAUAGAUUACCCAUAGGAAAAAAUUUUUGUAUAUCAUAAUAAUGAAAUAUAGUAUUUUUUUCACCCGUGAUAGGUACUAGGACUGUUCGAUCAUACACGAUCUGUUAUGCGAAUAAUUCUAAAUGAAUCAUUAGAUUAGAGAUUUCAUCUAUUUUUGUAUUAGGAAGUUGAGUAAAUAAAUUAUUAUCAUUAGGCGAAAAACAGGGGAUAAAAAUUAAAUAGAAGAUAAAUCAUUGACAAUUAGAUGAAUAAUAUUGUCGGUACUAAUGCGAGGUUGUGCAAGGAAAAUAGAAGAGACAAUCCUAAGACUCAAGAGUUUUUGUACGAACUUCAUUCAAGCAGUUAUUUUUUAAAUUAUCAAGAUACGAUCUUCUACAAUCGAGUUCGCAGAACGCGAACGGUGAUUUAGUAUAAAAAUUGCAAUAUUGUUAGAUAAUAAACAAGCAAUUGUGCUUUGUUUAGUUUCUAGUUGUUUCUGAAUGAAUUAAGGUCAAAAUCGUCUUGAUAUUUUACCGAGGAGGUAGGGGGGGGAGAAAAUGUGAAAAUACCUUUAUGGAUUAGAAAGUAUAAUAAGAUUAUUGAAGCGUUUGUUAUUUUUUAAAAAAAGAAGAAAGUAGAAAAAACCAAUAAAUAAAUUUCUCGCGUUAGCAAUACAUGGAAUUUUUAUAAAUUAUAAAGAUUUGAAUUGAUUCAAUACCAAGUCAUAUUUUUGGUGUGUCUUUAUUUCUAAAAUAAUCCCUAUACGUUAGAAGUCUAUUACUGUUAUUUCUGCAUCAUAGUUUGAUAAUUAUUUAUAACUUAUAUGAAACAACUGUUUAGUCUUCUAACAAAUCCGGAUUACAAAAUUGAAUGAAGAUCUAUUUCUUCUUUAAAUAGAAAACUAUAUGUAUGAAGAUGUUACAACUAAGAAUGUUUUACGAUAUUUGAAUAGUUGAUACUCGAAGAAACGACCGGUACAACUAAUUGUAACCGAUUCAAAGUAUAUGUAAGCUGAGCAAUUUUUUUUUCAAUAAAACAAAAAAAAAGGACCUGUUUUGAAUAA